CGUAAAAACCCCGCCCUGUGUCGUAAAACAGAGAAAAGAGGGAGCUUCCGAUCGUAAAGCCGCGGGAGUGAGAUUUCACGUGGGUCUGGGAAGAAAGGGCAACAUGGGGAAGAGGAAAGGUCGACAACAACGCCAGCAGCUGAUCAGCAAUUUGAGUAAGAAGCAAAAGAAGCAUCUCAAGGAUUUCGGGGAGGAGCAUCCUUUCUAUGACCGGGUUUCUGCGAAAGAGGAACCAACUCAGAUUUGUAAACUGUCUGACAAUUCUGAACCGUCUGGCUCAGAAAGUGAUGCAGAGAGUGAUUCAGAACAGGUCUCUGUGUAUCACAAGUUACUGGCCACAUUAAAAGCUGCUCCAUGUUCAGACAAUGAGGAAGAAGAUGAGGAUAACUCUGAAGAAGGAAGUGUUGAGGAUCCAAUAGAAAUUGACACUGAAGAGUUCCAUAAUGAGGAAGAAACAGGGGAUGAAGAUAGUGAUGGAGAUGUUUCUGACCAAGAAUCAGAUAAAGAUGCAGCAGUGCAGAAACCUAGUCAGGAAGAACCUGGAGGUGCAGAUAUUUCUAGUAACCUAAAAGAUGAAGAAUUCACAGAUGAAAAACAUGAAUCUGAGUUUAGCCUGGAAACUAAUUUUAUAGAAGAAGAGAGCGUAGACCAGAAAGAAGGCUGUUCUUCUACAGAAGCUGCAAAAGAUCCUUUUAAACAUCACAUGGAUGAAGAACUAAACAAAAAAGAUGUAGAUAAAAUUCUGGCAUGUUCCAAAUCUACCAGCCAGGCCAAGUGGCCAGUGCUGGGUCAGUUAAUGUUUUCUUGCACCUUGGAGAAGUUUGGAAUUAUUAAGCCUGUUAAAGAAGUCAGUGUGAAACACCUUCAUUUGCACAGGCUUUUAGAAACCACCUGGUCAAAAGUGAACAGCCCGUUCCUUUCCAAACAACCUAAAUUAGAAAAUGAGCCAUUUACCCCACUGCAAAAGGAACUCUUCUGCAUUAUGAAUUCAUACAAGGACUUGUUCUACCCAGAGAGGACUGCUUUAAGGAAUGGUGAAGAAAUUCGUCGUGUUUAUUGUUUGCAUGCCAUGAACCACAUCCUGAAGGCAAAUGCUCAGGUGCUCAGCAACAAUGCCAAACGAAGGGACCAAAAACAGGGUGUUGAGGAUGAUGGAUUCAGGGACCAGGGACUCACAAGACCAAAGGUGCUGAUAGUGGUGCCCUUCCGUGAGUCUGCUUUAUGUGUGGUGCAAGUUUUCAUCAGCCUCCUUGAAUCUGCAAGUAAAAAGAAAAUCGAUGUGAGUAACAAAAAGCGAUUUAAGGGGGAGUUUGGUUCAGCUCCAGAUGAGAAACCUCCAAAUCUGAAAAGGCCAGAAGACUAUGAAGCUGUUUUUGCUGGAAACAUUGAUGACCACUUCAGGAUAGGUGUUGCAGUUCUUCAGAAGAGUAUGCGACUGUAUGCACCAUUUUAUUCAUCUGAUGUCAUCAUUGCCUCUCCCCUUGGCCUAAGGACUGUUAUUGGAGCUGAGGGGGAAAAGAAGAGAGACUAUGAUUUCCUUUCGUCAAUAGAAAUGCUUAUAAUCGAUGAAGCUGACAUUUGUCUGAUGCAAAAUUGGGAGCAUGUUUUGCACCUUCUGGCUCACAUUAACCUGUUGCCUUUGGAAUCUCAUGGGGUGGAUUUCUCAAGGGUGAGAAUGUUCAGUCUGAAUAACUGGUCCAAGUAUUAUCGGCAGACGCUGCUGUUUGGAGCCCUUCAGGAUCCACAGAUCAACUCUAUCUUCAAUAAGCACUGCUGGAAUUACCGGGGACAGGUAGCAGUAAGGAAUGUACCCUUGGUUGGUUCCAUCAGUCAUGUUGUCGUGCAGCUUCCUCAUGUUUUUCGGAAACUAGAAGCUGAAAAUUCUGUUUCCAUAAUCGAUGCAAGGUUUCAUUUUUUCAUUGACAAAGUUUUGCCUGAGUAUCGAGAUGCAGUUAUGUCGCAUACCCUCAUUUACAUCCCAUCGUAUUUUGACUAUGUACGUCUUCGGAAUUACUUCAAAAAAGAGGAUUUGAGUUGUAUGCACAUUUGUGAAUACACAAGUAAAUCAGGCAUUUCCAAAGCAAGGCACUUCUUCUUAAAGGGAGAAAAGCAGUUUCUGAUUUUCACAGAACGCUUCCACUUUUAUAAAAGGUACACAAUUAAAGGCAUCAGAAACCUUAUUUUUUAUGAACUUCCAACCUAUCCACAUUUCUAUAGUGAGGUCUGCAAUAUGAUGAAACUGGCAGAUGGUAGGGAAGAAGCAACAUUGACCUGUACUGUGCUUUAUUCAAAAUAUGAUGCCCAGAAGCUGGCUGCUGUGGUGGGUGUUGAGCGGGCUGCUCAGAUGCUCCAGUCUUCCAAAAAUGUGCACCUUUUUGUCACUGGAGAAACAGAGUGAAGCAAGUGAGGGACUCCUGUGAUGGCAGUGCCUAAUAUUUUUGGACUUGUAUUUUUUCUGUUACAAAUUUUAGGAGAUAAAAGUUAUUAGGAUGUAAUACCUUUGUUUUAAAAAGGCUCAUUUUGUAAGAAUGAACAUUAAAAAAAUUGCAGAAUAAAUUGAUAUUUCCUUUUCAUGUUA
Messenger RNA from Heteronotia binoei (common prickly gecko), 2578 nucleotides. RefSeq names its product UTP25 small subunit processome component (gene UTP25). Bases 104 to 2398 code for a protein of 764 amino acids. Gene Ontology annotation, biological process: maturation of SSU-rRNA from tricistronic rRNA transcript (SSU-rRNA, 5.8S rRNA, LSU-rRNA). NCBI's taxonomy places the organism in Eukaryota, Metazoa, Chordata, Lepidosauria, Squamata, Gekkonidae. The record is from RefSeq and is a predicted model, not a curated record. Gene Ontology annotation, cellular component: small-subunit processome; nucleolus. Gene Ontology annotation, molecular function: U3 snoRNA binding; rRNA binding. The transcript is spliced from 12 exons.